AUGUCCUCGCCCACCAAAGUAGUGGCCCCUGCUUUCCCCUCGAGCAGUUCGACUGCGGGAGCCACGACGGCCGCUUCCGAUGACGUCGCGCCGUCGUCGGCGUCGUCAUCGCCAGCAACGCCGACCGGCCCACCGACCAUGCUUGAAGUCGUGGCCGGUGUCCAAGGUUCGCGAAGGAGGUUCAUGGCCUGGUAUUUUGCUGCUUUCACUUUGGCUACAGCGGUCAGGAUGGCGUCGUUCCACCCUGUGUGAGUGUCGAAAGCCUUGAUCGCGGCCAGGAACGCCCCAGGUUGAAAAGAAAGCGACCCGAACUGAAGCUGAGUAUCCCCGGUAUACGGAGGUAUCGCACGCACAGCAUCUUUGGGGAUUACCUCGCCAAGAACCUGGCUCCUGUCGAGAGGGAUGAUGUCCGAUGGGGCUACAUCUUGCUCGUUCGCGCUUACGACCUCGCGCUCGGCGGUUAUCUCUGGCCCAGGGUCGAUGGGCUGGCCAAGAGGGAUGGAGGUGAGUUCGGAAUUUGAGUAUUCGGCCUUGAAAAGUCCUGAUAUUCUGUCGUCUUCCCGGCACAGCUCUCUUUGGAGCGAUCAUGGCCUCCGUCUCGAGGAUUGGUCUUCUCGUUUUUGAGCGAGCCUACUUCCUCCUGUCGUCAGUGCCACAGGCAUCGGACUCGUGCAAAAAAGUUCUCGAAACUAAUGAAAAAUUUCAACUGCAUCCACGCCAGAACUGAGACGGUCUCAGCCCUCUUUUUGAUCGACCUCGUCUCGCUCAUCGCCGCCUUUUCGCUUCUUCCGAUCCUGCUCCCCCACUCGGUCGAAUCACGUGCCACCUCGUCCGCCUUGAUGCGCCUCGAGCGUCACCCCGAGCUCAUCAUCAACAUUGCGCUCUCCAUCGGUAUCUCGACUUUUGUGUGUGCCUUCCUCGGCUAUGCGGUCGAGCGACUCGGCGCGCAGCAGUUCAUCAAGGUUCGAACUUUUGAAAGGAGCGUCCCUUCCGCCCUUUUGGCGGACACGUUGACGCCCUUGCAGAUGCUCGAAACCCCGACGGUCCCGAUCCCUUCGCUCCGCCAAUUCCUCGAACCUUUAUCGAUGCCGCGACACAUCAUUCACUCCUUGUUCCUCUCCGUCCUGACGAUUCCGUUCGUUUCGAUCUUCCCUACGACCGGUUCGGUCCGACUCGCGCUCAUCGCCUUCCUCCUCGUUGCCCCUCAAACUGCGACGUUGCUCUGGGACGUCUUUCCUCUGCACGGUGAAGCUGCAUUCUACGUCGGUGCAUUCGAAGGCAUCAAAGCCGCCAUCUCGUCCGCUGUUUCGGCAUGGACGAUCGAGGAACUUCGAGCGAGAAGGGAGAGGAUCGAGACGGUGUACGCGGUCGCUUUGAUCGAGGACGAGGAUGAGAAGAGCUCGUUGUUGGUUGUGGCGGAGGAAACGGUCGAGGAAGAGCCUGCUACGAGCGCUUAG
Microbotryum saponariae is the source of this 1457-nucleotide messenger RNA. The record is from the annotation of a GenBank genome assembly. NCBI's taxonomy places the organism in Eukaryota, Fungi, Basidiomycota, Microbotryomycetes, Microbotryales, Microbotryaceae.